GUUCGAUUAAUCCGUUACCAGUUUGAGUACAGACGUUCUUGUUUGUCCAUUUUUGUCUUGAAUUUGGUAGGGAAAUAUUUUAUCAUCGCAGUGAUUUAUGUCACAAAAAAAACUUUUAUACUAACACGUUUGACCAAACAUGGACAAUGAAGAUAUUUGGAGCGCGACGAAAACUAAGGGAAGAGGCCGGGGAAGAGGACGGGGCCGUGGCCGGGGAGCUGCUGUCGUAGCGCGCGCCGAAGACCCCGACUGUGUCCGUCAGCCAGUUGGGCGUAUCCCUGACGGUGAAGAGACACCUCCUCUCAUCCCAUCCUCGCCGUUAGGAACGAAUCCGAGUGGAGACGAUCCACCGAACCCAGCGUUGGUAGAAGCGGUACGGCGUCUGUCUCUUCAGACAACACCAGCCGACACAGCGGAGAGAGGCGGAGGCGAACACACCGGGCCUCAAGUUGUCACAAACUUCAUACGGUUCACACCUCCGGAGAGCUGGCUCCUCCACGUGUACGAUGUAUCCUUCACACCGGAAGUGGAUAACCGGAAGAGGCGGCGCUCGUUCAUAGACCAGUUAUUCGGUCCGAGAGCCGCCAACUACACUUGGCUGUUCGACGGUUUCAAGAUGCUUUACGUCACAACAAGGUUGAGCCAAACUCAGAAGACGUUGGAGAGGGAUGUUAAAGACUGGAGCGGGAAGAGAUACCGGGCCAAGUUCAUGCUAACCCGGGAGAUGGGACCGACAGACCCACAAGCCACGCAGUUUUACAACCUUGUCUUCAGGCAUUGCUUGUUGGACAAGCUUGGGUAUAAGCAGAUCCGCCGGUACUUCUACUGCCAGGAGGAUUCGGUACCGGUCCCGCAGCACAAACUGAGCGUGAUGCCGGGGUUCGACACCGCCAUCAUGUACCACCAGGGCGGCUUCAUGCUGUCCGUGGACCUGUCCUACAAGAUCCUCCGCGAACAGACGGCUUAUGACCGCAUGUACGCCAUCUACCUGAAGAAAGGCAAAGGCGACUAUAAAAGAGACAUGUGCCGAGAAAUGCUGGGGAAAGUUGUGACCACGCGUUACAACAACAAGAGCUACACGGUCGACGACAUCGACUUUGACCGAAACCCUGACACCACCUUUGAAAAGGAGGGCCAGAAGAUCUCCUUCUCAGAGUACUAUGCGCAGACCUACAACAGGAAGAUAUCGGACGUGCAUCAGCCGCUACUCGUCAGUAGGAGGAGAAAGAGGCGCCCUGGAAUGUCGGAAAAUGACGAGUUUAUCUACCUGGUGCCCGAACUGUGCUACAUGACGAAUAUUGAGGACACCAUGCGGCAGGAUUUCCGUGUCAUGCAGGACCUGGCUACCCACACGCGUCCUGACCCCGCCAAGCGGGCCAAGAUGGUACUGGAUCUGGUCAAGAAGCUCAACCGAACCCGAGCCACCAGAAACGAGAUGGAGAAGUGGGGCAUGAAGGUUGAACCCAAAUUGUUGAACGCACCAAAAGUGGAUCUGGGAAGGCAGACUAUCCUCAUCAACGGUCAGCCGUGUGACCCGGGCGCUAAGGCGGAGUGGUCGGGACACCUCAGGCGGACCCAGGUGAAGGGACUCCCGCUGCUGAAGACGUGGUUUGUCGUGUGUCCCGAAGCAAUCAUGGAGGCUGCCUCAAACUUCAUUGGAUUCUUCAAACAGGAUGCCCCCAGGAUGGGUUUCGAAGUGACAAACGAGAGAAUCGCCCGUCUGCCUGAUGACCGGGUCAUCACGUACGUUAGCACGUUGACCCAACUCGUUCAAGAGGUCAAGGACCUGCAGAUGUUGGUCUGCAUCGUGCCCAACGACAACAAGGAGAGGUAUGACGCCAUCAAGAAACUGUGCUACGUGGACUACCCUGUUCCCUGUCAGGUGAUAACCCGUGGCAAGCUGAGGGGCAACACGCAGAAGACGCGGUCCAUCUGUACCAACAUCGCCUAUCAGAUCGGCGUGAAGCUCGGCGGCGAGCUGUGGCAAGUCGACCUGCCCACCCCGGCCCGCAGCACCAUGGUGGUCGGCAUAGACGUGUUUCACGACUGCGCUGACCAGGCCAAGAAACUCUCGCGUGUAGGUUUCGUGGCCACGACUAACGCCACGUGGACGAGGUACUACUCGGCCACGGAGAAGCAGGGACAGGGGGAGGAGGUGAUACCGAGUAUCGGGAAGCUGUUCUACGCAGCCAUGAAGAGAUGGUACCAUAUGAACGGACAGAAGCUACCUGGACGGAUCCUGGUCUUCAGGGACGGUGUUGGAGACUCUCAGAUGGCCAUGGUUAAGGAAAUGGAAAUCAGUAAGUAA
Branchiostoma floridae (Florida lancelet) is the source of this 2308-nucleotide messenger RNA. RefSeq names its product piwi-like protein 1. Gene Ontology annotation, cellular component: P granule. The coding region runs from base 140 to 2308 and encodes 722 amino acids. NCBI's taxonomy places the organism in Eukaryota, Metazoa, Chordata, Leptocardii, Amphioxiformes, Branchiostomatidae. Gene Ontology annotation, biological process: regulatory ncRNA-mediated gene silencing. Gene Ontology annotation, molecular function: piRNA binding; protein binding. The record is from RefSeq and is a predicted model, not a curated record. The transcript is spliced from 9 exons.